Messenger RNA from Acanthosepion pharaonis, 540 nucleotides. NCBI's taxonomy places the organism in Eukaryota, Metazoa, Mollusca, Cephalopoda, Sepiida, Sepiidae. The record is from the annotation of a GenBank genome assembly.
AUGACUGAUCUCUCUGAAGAUGGUCUCUCUUCUGGGCUAGUGAUGACUGAUAUCUUCUCUGGAGAUGAUCUCUCCUCCGCGCAAGUAAUGACUGAUCUCUCCUCUGCGCAAGUAAUGACUGAUCUCUCCUCCGGCGAUGAUCUCUCCUCCGGUCUAGCAAUGACUGAUCUCUCCUCUGGAGAUGAUCUCUUCUCCGAGCUAGUAAUGACAGAUCUCUCCUCUGGAGAUGAUCUAUUCUCCGAGCUAGUAAUGAGAGAUCUCUCCUCUGGAGAUGAUCUUUUCUCCGAGCUAGUAACGACUGAUCUCUCCUCUGAAGAUGGUCUGUUUUCCGAGAUAGUAAUGACUGAUCUCUCCUCUGAAGAUGAUCUCUUCUCCGAGCUAGUAAUGACAGAACUCUCCUCUGCAGAUGAUCUCUUCUCCGAGUUAGUAAUGACAGAUCUCUCCUCCGGAGAUGGUCUCUUCUCCGAGCUAGAAAUGACUGAUCUCUCCUCUGAAGAUGAUCUCUCCUCCGGCCUAGUAAUGACUGAUCUCUGCACAUGA